ACACCACUUCACAAAAUGCUUUUCCUCCCAGCUGCUGCUCUGUGCUGUCUGUGUUCAGCGCUGGUUGCCAUGGCAGCACAGCUGAUUCAGGACGAUUUAACAUUGACCAGGAGAGCUGGUGAAAAUGUCUCCUUCAGCUGUCGAGGAACUGAGCAGUGUGACAGUCGUUAUGAAGUAUACUGGUACCAGAAGAAAGACACAGAAACAUUCACAAGGAUUCUGGGCAUUGACAUGAGUAGUGGUGGUACAGUAGGUAAAGAUUAUUUCAAUCAUCCUCAGAAAGAUGAUUUCUCAGCUGAACAGAAAGAGAACAACUAUGAGUUGCAGAUCCAGACAGUUCAACUCUCACAUUCAGCCACCUACUACUGCUCCUGUUGGUAUGAAGAGUCCCACAGAGAGUACUACUUCAUCUUUGGCUCUGGAACUAAACUGUUUGUAGAUGAGCAGGUAGUGAAGCCCGUGGUGAGCGUGUACCCAGCAGCAUCCAGAGCCCACCUGGAGGGGAAGAGCUCCCUGCUGUGUCUGGCCUCAGCCAUGUCUCCUCCUCUGGUCCGGUUCUCCUGGAAAAGACAGAAGAAGAACGGCCCGCUGGAGAAUGUGACCUCUGCUGAGGGAGAGCAGCUGGAGCUCAGAGAGCCGGGACGCAGCGCCUCCAUCCUGCUGCUCCAUCAGCAAGAGGACAGCACAUAUAAAUACAGCUGCCACGUCAAGCACGAGAGGGAGACAGUGACGACCCAAACAGAACAAGAGGUUCCAGCUCCAGCAGCCUCCUGUCCUCCAGAGAGAGAGCCAGCAGACCUGCCAGCUCUGCAGCAAGCUGACUGUAAGAUCACCUGCUGCCUCUCUGCAUGCUCUGACAGCUCCAAUGUCCUGCUGCAGUUAGGGCUGCAUAUCAGUCUGUUCACUUUCUGCUCAUCAUUGAAGGAUUUAAACAUACACUCCCUGAUUCUGUUAGAGUGUCCCACAGCACAACAAGUCCCACUGAGAGAGCUUUCACUGCACAGGCUGACUAAUAAUACCUUUUAGGGGAGCUAGACUACAUUUUAGGCUUUGAGGGUGAUACAACAAGUUUAGGGAGUCUAUCUUAAAGCUGCACUAAUCAAUAGUUUUAUAUAAAGAAAGAAUCUAAUGACUAAAUGAGCUUUUGAGCCUCUUUUAGCUGCUAGUUGUGGUUUUGCAGCACAUUUCCUGUCUGGUUCAGUCUCAGUGUUUCCAGCAGCAGCAGCAGCAGCUGUUUCCUGAUAAAGCCACUGUACACUACCUGCCCAGCAG
Messenger RNA from Scomber japonicus (chub mackerel), 1272 nucleotides. RefSeq lists its product as uncharacterized. NCBI's taxonomy places the organism in Eukaryota, Metazoa, Chordata, Actinopteri, Scombriformes, Scombridae. The record is from RefSeq and is a predicted model, not a curated record. The transcript is spliced from 5 exons. The coding region runs from base 16 to 1026 and encodes 336 amino acids.